Messenger RNA from Trematosphaeria pertusa, 921 nucleotides. RefSeq lists its product as uncharacterized. Gene Ontology annotation, molecular function: acyltransferase activity, transferring groups other than amino-acyl groups. The transcript has 2 exons. Bases 93 to 788 code for a protein of 231 amino acids. NCBI's taxonomy places the organism in Eukaryota, Fungi, Ascomycota, Dothideomycetes, Pleosporales, Trematosphaeriaceae. The record is from RefSeq and is a predicted model, not a curated record.
GCACAAUUUUGAAAGCAAAACCGAGAGGAACACGCAGCAAUCGACGGCGGCGGACAUUUAGAUAGCGGCGAGCGUAGCAGCGGAACGACCCGAUGGACCCGAUCAUUUCCACCCCACGACUGAAGCUAAGUCUUGUCACGAAAGCGGAAAGAGGAAGUCCAGAGUUCGAAUGGCUUCAUGCACUGCACAGCGACGAGAAGGCUACGUGGUGGAGCAUCGUUGGCCGGGCGAAGUCUAUGGAAGACACGGAGAAGGUCAUGAAAGGUUAUCUGCCCACCACUGAAGGAGAAGAGAAGGCAUACAGAGUCGCCUAUGCUAUACACAGCAUCCCGGACUCGAGGGACGGCUCUGUUGAAGGCCAACCGCAACCCACAGAGCAAGAGGGCAAACCAACGCAAUUCGUAGGCCUCAUAACUCUGAAAUCACUAGGUGCUCACGGGCUUGCGUUACCGGAGGACCUAACGCUGCCCGCCGCAGCUGCGAGCACGACACUGACCGUCGAACUGGCCUAUAUGUUCCUACCCUUCGCAUGGGGUAAGGGGUACGCAACCGAAUCGGUGGCAGCAGUAUUUGAGGCCUGCAAGAGGGCACGAUCUUUUUGGGCACCCUAUGAGAAAAUUUAUGUCAGAGCGAUCGUGAAUGGGGGUAAUCCAAAAAGCUUCCGAGUGAUGGACAAAACUGGAAUGAAGAGACGCGGGAUAUACAAGUGGACUGGGAAAAUUUUCCUCGCUGGGGAAUGGAGGACGCAGGAUGAUCUUCAUAUUUUUGGGAUGCAUCUGUUGGAGUGAGACUGUGCAAGACAAGGUACUACGUCCUUUCUUCUUUAUAUUUACUUCUCUAUAUUACCACAGAUACAGGAAAUCGACUCAAAACAUCGAAGAGCGCUAGUAUUGGGCUCGUUUUUUUCGCCGGAAACACAGU